Molecule: messenger RNA, 3608 nt
Organism: Pecten maximus
Lineage: Eukaryota; Metazoa; Mollusca; Bivalvia; Pectinida; Pectinidae
Exons: 2
Coding region: 1185-2588 (467 amino acids)
Source: RefSeq, a predicted model, not a curated record
UCACAGGCCGUCAAAAAUACAUAUAUGAUACAUCCAACAUAAAAGGAACCCAUUAUGAUGGGUGAAACACUAUAAUAUUAUAUUCACAAGUGAUUGUUAAUACAGUAAUCGUUAUUGAAUAGGUACAGUGUUUAAUAUAUAGCACAUACACAAAUGUACACUGAUCAGCUAUCAGGGUCGGAGUAUAAUAUUAGUAUUAUAGCUAAUGAUAACCAGAAUACAUCAAAUUAAGAACAUCAACUGUUUUGGUAUCAAAAUCGUAUAUAUUACGGUACACACUGUUUAAACUGUUUAAUAUUCCUGCUGGCCAUAGUUUCCCUUGCAAUGCCUAAUGCAAUAUUUAUAUAUUCAUCCAUUUUUCCAAUAGUGUCAAAUUCAUUGAUGUGGGGGGCACUGAGCCGACUAACGGUAAAUGGUAAUACCUACAGUUCCUUUGUAUUCCAGUCAAGCUUCUCAUGUACAGGUAGAUAGGCAUACACAGAUUGAUAUUCAGACGGUUAGCUAGUUAUAUCAGUGCUAUACAGCAUGUGUAGGUGUUUUGAACGGUAGUUUGUCCUCUCGCACAUGCUGUUUGGGUAAGGUAUUGUAUUAUAUUACGAUACGUAGCCAAUAUAAACGACUGGACGGAUUUAAAAGCAUCAACACCGGCCUCCUCUGGAAAUUCUAUUUUUAAUAAAUCCUCUUUUUCAUAAGCAUUGAAUUUUAUAAGAAGUCAAGUCUUUGGAUACCUGCUGAUAACUUAGUUGGGUUUACGCCUUUACAUCCCGAUAGUGCUUAUUUGUUUUGUCUACGAUAACGACUGGAGAUUUAGGUUAGUAGGCGAUAUAGACUAUGACAACUCGGUGAUUUAAAUGCCUUCAGCCAACACUAAUUGGACAAUAAAGAAGUGCAUUGGAGAACUUCUAACAGUUGGGCCAGAUUUCAUUCGUCUUACGUCAUGGAAAGAAGAAAUUUUGGAGAAAUCUACAUAAAAUAAGAGACUGGCGUGUUUCAACCAGACUGGAAUUGAUUUCCCAGGAUUCCAACAGAAUAAAAACGUCGUCAGAAAUAGCAAUCAGUGCUUGUUAUUUCUAAUGACGCAUAUUGAUGGAGUGGUGCGCGUGCACCAAUUCUAUAUUGAUAUUUACACGUGAUUUGGCGAUUAUUUUUAAUUGAAUAUAAUCAAAGAUAUUAAGCAAGUCAAAAUGAGUGGAUACUUUCUCAAAACAUACCGUUCACAAGAAGUCGCACGUGAGCGUAAUAAGCGCGAGGACAGGAAAUUAAAUUUGAACUUAAGUGGUAAAAAUGGACCGGAAGCCGUAUACCGAUUAAAUAUGGACAAGGUGAAUCAUGAGCAGCGCGUUAUUGCACGAGAACUUGGCCGGAUACGAACGAUGGGCCCGGCACGAGCGACAGGGGACCUUCAGACACUCACUAAGGAGCAAAGUAUGGCAGAACGCCAAUUAGAGAAAAUCCGACAGGGCAUACAUAAGCCCACUAAUAAAACAUUAUUGACGCCAGAUAAAAAAUUCCAUCACCCUGUAUUCAAUUUUACAGAUAUUCCAGUGCACGAAACAAACACAAAUGUAGGUGCGAAUGAGAUGAAAAAAAUGAAAGAAAGUACGAACUCUAUCGCGGAUUUAAAAGGUCUGUCUUUAGAUAGAUCUGACAGAGAAGUAGAUGGGUUUAUGAUCAUCAAAUAUCUCGGAGACUUGCACAACAACACACAGAUAUACGCUAGAACCCCUCCACCCAGUGAAAGAGGUGCUAAAUCCCCGGUGUAUCGCUCCCCGGCCAAUCAGAUCGAUAUCGAUACACCGCGUUUAGCUUUUAAACGACUGACGGAGAUGGGCAAAAUUGACUCCGAUCAAGCGGAACGAUUCUAUUCAGAGACAACACCACAAGACCCAGAAAAGGCGGCUAUUAACACAGCGAAUACCACUGGUGCUCGAUCAGGGGAAGCGAAAGGGGGCGUUUCCAAAGACAGAACGACAAAAGUACCAAGAGAACACAAACAGAGGGCGGUAAAGCACCAGAAAGAACAUAUCAGCACCUACACGUCGUCACUUAUAGUGCCAGAAACAACUCUCAGGAGUGAAUCGCAGUCAAAUUUAUCACAGAAAAACGAACUCUUAGAUUUGGCGACAGCCGCGAACGUUGAUAUGGCAAGCGUUAAGAAGAAUGUAACUAAGAGAUUGUCCAAGGACAACAUUAGUAGCAAAGGGUCAGCGUUAUCAGACCCCGGUUCUAACAGGAAACCUAACAGCCGUAAAGGGACAACAUCGGCAGAUCCAGAGGUACAGUCCGGCACGCAACAGAGCUAUGUCGCCAACAACGACAUGUCUGCAUCAUCAGUCAAAUCAGAAACGGAUGAUGCGCCUCGGCCGCGACAAGAACGGCGCAUGUCCAAACAGCAGGUGGAUGAAAUGCUCCGUAAGCCUGUUUUGGACCCGGAUAUGUACAACGUAGACGGUUCCCUUAAGACAAUGUUUACGCUUCCAAGUUUUGACAAAUCCUGGGAAGAGGCACAAAAGGCCCGUUAUAUACGUCCGAAGGAAAAACUCGAACGAGACCGUGAGCUUACCACAAAGGAAAUUUUCUCUCCUUAAUUAGUGCGGUUAUAUAUUUAUUGAUUUUUCUUAUCCACGACGACAAUUGGAUGUAGAUACUGUCAUUCUGGAUGCGUGUAUGCAUAUUUGUGCCAAGGAGUUAGAAGGCACGUGCGUACGUACCCGCACGUAUGUCAUGUGAUAUCCCUGGACCAGGGACGUGUUCUCUAUUGAAAAUUUUAAAACAAGAACACUUGGGUGAAACAAUUAUGAACGAAAAUGAAAUCGACGUGGAUGUUUUAAAUUAUUGACCACUAUACCACAUAUCCUAGAAUGGCUUGACGCACGUGCGAAUGUUCUGGUCAGUUUACAAUCGUUAAUAUUUCUUUGCGUGUUGCGUGUGAACCUAAUACGGUACAUUUUAAUUAACUAAUAAGUUCAUUUGUGUCUGAACAAUGUUUCAUUGAUAAAGAUUUUUUUCUUGAAUCACGCGAUUUUGUUGAAAUUAUAUACGAUGUGUGAUUUUAAACUGCGAUACAUAUCGAAACAUUCUGUAAUAAAUCGCUCAUUUAUAAAAUGUUUCCUCGCAAACCUUGUUUAUGUAAAUAUACGGCCUACAAAGUUGUAAUUUAUAUUUCAAAUAGUCGUUUUAAAUUAAAUCAACAAUGAGUAGAGACUGUUUGAAAGACUUGUUCACCUUGCCAAUUUCAGUAAUGUCUAUUUACAACAAUAUCGCUUUGUAUUAAUACAAACAUGCCUGGAUGUUAUCUUUCAUGUAUAUAAAGUUGAAUUUCUGUAUGUUUACCAACAAACACAUUUUGUAAUACUGUACUGCGGAAGCCUUUGUUAGCGAUGUCAAUUUUCUGUCGGGAAGUCAAUCGUCGAUAUAUACAAUGUAUACAUGUAUGUUUCGUGAAUAGCUAUUUUUUAUUUGCCCUAGGCUGGCUCUGUAUAUAUGCGCUAAGGGUCUCAUAAGUCUUAAAUCUCGAACAAAUAUUGUUAUUUAUUAGCAUUCUUUGCUAGAGUGUGUUGUUUACAUGAUUAACUUUUUAUAGUAAUAAACAUUCAUUCGCAUCUAAA